Molecule: messenger RNA, 5019 nt
Organism: Knipowitschia caucasica
Lineage: Eukaryota; Metazoa; Chordata; Actinopteri; Gobiiformes; Gobiidae
Source: the annotation of a GenBank genome assembly
AUGCCGGAGAUGCCGGACCUCAGCCACCUCACGGAGGAGGAGAGGAAGAUCAUCCUCGGAGUCAUGGACCGGCAGAAGAAGGAGGACGCGAAGGAACAGUCCAUGCUAAAGAUCAAAGAAGAACCAAAGCCUCAACCGGCUCAGAAAUUGCACCAGCAGUUUGAGUCCUAUAAGGACCAGGUCAAGAAGAUGGGUGAUGAGACAAAACCGACCCUGGACACGGCUGCUGAUUCGGGGAGAUUGGCGGUGGAUAUAAAACCGUGCUGUAACCUUCAGCUCGGUGUGCGUCCGCUCGCAGCCUGUUGUCUGGAGCUGUCCGUGGUGCUGAAGGUCGGAACUCAGACUCGAUCAUGUUCCCUAUCUGCAUCUUGGGUUAUGUGGGUAUGCAACUUGUGCCGAAAACAACAAGAAAUCCUCACUAAAUCAGGGGCGUGGUUCUACGGCUCAGGACCGGUGUACGAAGGGGGACCACAGGGCAAGAAGGCAAAGCUACAAGAUCCAGGAGCGCCAGACCGAGGCAGACCUUACAGACAGGCCUCCCUGGACAACGGGACAGGACUGAGGUACUCGGGACCUGGCGACGCACCCCUUGACCGAAAACGAAGCCCAUCUGCAUCCAGGGAUCCAAACCAAAAAUACGACCAAAGGGAGGGGGACCACUCACAGUAUGCCCCGGAGGACGGCGGCAUGCCCAGAUCACCGUCCGACUAUGGGGAUGGGGUCCCUCGGCGCGGGCGGGGCUCGCACUUGUACCCAGAUGUGGAUGCAGCAAGAAUGGGCUACCGGGACCGAAGGGGUCCGGUCCGCUGGCACUCACAGGAAUACCCUCUGGACCAGGACCUAGAUGGCCCUCCCACUGAGUAUGAGCUGCAGAGGCAGCGGCAGGAGGAGUACCAGACCCGUUACCGCAGUGACCCCAACCUGGCCCGUUACCCCGUCAAACCCCAGCCGUAUGAGGAGCAGAUGAGGAUGCACGCAGAGGUGGGGCGGAUGAGGCACGAGCGCCGCCACAGUGACGUUUCACUGGCCUACACAGAACAGGAUGAACCUGGACCCAUAAGACUGUCCCGUCAGCACCUCACGGAGCGCCGGCCGCCCAUGAUGGGACAGCGGUCCUACUCAGUCGACCGAUCCUCCCCAGGGCCCAUGGGUCCUGGACUUGGAGGUCACAGCCCCCCUACCCCUCAUCGCAGCCCUGUGCUGGGAGACCGGUCUGGGGACCUGCGGAGAGGGGACCUGAGUGACCCUAUGAGAAGGCAUCAUCUGGACCCUAGCUCUGCUGUCAGAAAAACCAAGAGGGAGAAGAUGGAGAGUAUGUUAAGGAACGAUUCACUUAGCUCAGACCAGUCCGAGUCGGUACGGCCGCCGCCUCCAAAGCCCCACAAAACAAAAAAAGGUGGUAAAAUGCGGCAAGUGUCUCUGAGCAGCUCUGAAGAGGAGCUGGCCACUACCCCUGAGUACACAAGCUGUGAGGAUGUGGAGAUCGAGAGUGAGUCCGUCAGCGAGAAAGGGGACAGUCAAAGGGGAAAAAGACAAACUAUUGAGCAGUCAUUUAUGUCCGAGCCGACACACACCUUAUCUGAGAGGCAAAAGAAAAUGGUGCGCUUUGGGGGACACUCAUUUGAAGAGGACUUGUCUUGGUGUGAGCCACAGGUUAAGGACUCUGGAGUUGAUACGUGCAGUAGCACUACGCUAAACGAGGAGCAUAGCCAUAGUGAGAAGCACCCGGUGACGUGGCAGACAUCCAAAGAUGGAGAUCGGCUAAUAGGUCGGAUCUUGCUCAAUAAGCGCAUGAAAGAUGGAAGUGUGCCUCGAGACUCAGGAGCUCUGCUUGGUCUGAAGGUGGUUGGUGGGAAAAUGACAGAAUCUGGUAGGCUUUGUGCUUUCAUCACAAAAGUGAGGAAAGGAAGCUUAGCAGACACGGUUGGACACUUAAGACCAGGUGAUCAGGUGUUGGAGUGGAACGGGAAGCUUUUACAAGGAGCCACAUUUAAAGAAGUUUACAAUAUAAUUUUAGAAUCUAAACCUGAGCCACAAGUAGAGCUUGUGGUUUCACGGCCUAUAGGAGAUAUUCCAAGGAUACCAGACAGCACACAUGCACAACUGGAAUCAAGUUCGAGUUCUUUUGAGUCUCAGAAGAUGGAUCGGCCGUCCAUCUCUGUCACCUCCCCCAUGAGUCCCAGCAUGCUGCGGGAUGCCCCCCAGUACCUGUCAGGACAGCUCUCAAGCCAAAGCCUUAGUAGAAGAACACCGCCUUUUGCCCCUAGGGUCCAGGUCAAACUGUGGUAUGACAAAGUGGGACAUCAGCUCAUCGUCACCAUCCUGGGCGCCAAAGACCUGCCCUCCAGGGAAGAUGGCCGGCCCAGAAACCCCUACGUCAAAAUCUAUUUCCUCCCCGACAGAAGUGACAAAAGCAAGAGGAGGACAAAAACAGUAAAGAAAUCCUUAGAACCUAAAUGGAACCAAACCUUCAUGUAUUCUCCGGUUCAUCGAAGAGAAUUUCGAGAACGCAUGUUGGAGAUAACGCUGUGGGACCAAGCCAGGGUGAGGGAGGAGGAGAGUGAAUUCCUAGGAGAGAUUCUCAUAGAGCUGGAAACUGCACUUUUAGACGAUGAGCCACAUUGGUACAAACUGCAGACCCACGACGUGUCCUCCCUCCCACUCCCACGCUCCUCCCCGAACACGCAGCGCAGGCAGCUCCACGGAGAGAGUCCCACACGGCGCCUACAAAACAAAGGCUCUGGUUCACUUAACUCAGGAUCCCAAAGGAUAAGUGACAGUGAGAUCUCAGACUAUGAUUGUGAAGAUGGUGUCGGCGUUGUAACAGAAUACCGUCCAAAUGGCCGAGAUUUCCAAAGCUCCACGCUGUCUGUCCCUGAGCAGGUGAUGUCAUCUAACCACUGCUCGCGGUCGUCAGACAUCAACAGGGCGCGCUCUCGCUCUCCCAGUGUCCCUCCGCCAUCCAGCCGCAACCAUCACGUGCAUCCUAUCUGCAGAGAGGAGGCAGUCAGGUUACUGCGUUCCACUAGGAUGGCCCGCGCCUUAUCUGAGGGUGCCUACUCCUCCAACUAUGACUAUGAGAGGAACCACGGAUCCAUGGAUAGGCACGAGUAUCACAUCAGGUCCCGCUCUGCAGACCAGCGGCCCACUAUAGAGCGGCCUUCGUCCCGCUCUCGCUCCACUGAACGCCCCCACGACUCUUCGCUCAUGAGGUCCAUGCCGUCCCUGCCAUCCGGGAGGUCUGCUCCCCCUUCACCUGCCUUGACGAGAGCUCAUCCUCGUAGUGGCUCAGUCCAAACCAGUCCCACCGGUACGCCAAUGUCCAGUCGAAGAGGCCGACAACUUCCACAACUACCACCAUCAGGCAAAGACAGAAAGGAUGGAGACGAAGGAACAGAGCCUUGUGAAGGUGUGGACAUGGAUGAGCGAACCAGGCAGAUGAAAAUGAAGAUGAACAAGUACAAGCAGGGAGCCGGCUCUGACUCACGGCUGGAGCAGGAUUAUCACAAGAGGUCAAGCAGAGAUCAACGGGGUUCAGAUAACUUGUCGGCCAAAUCUUCAGACAGCGAUGUGAGCGACGUGUCCGCUGUGUCGAGAACCAGUAGUGCCUCUCGGUUCAGCAGCACGAGCUACAUCUCUGUCCAAUCAGAACGGCCGCAAGGAAACCGCAAGAUCCGCCAAAUGCGAUCCAGGAGCCAGUCACGGGAGGGGGAAGAGCAGCUUGAGAAAGUGCAUGAGGAGGCAGAGGAGGCUCGAGUAACUGGAGGGGGGCAGGAAGGCAAGCGGAACAGCAAAGAGGGCUCAGAGGGGGCAGUAGUGUCAGAGGAGAGCACAAAAGUAGUCAAGCAAGAUGAUUUGGAGAGAGAAGAGGAGGUGCACCAAAGGAGUGUCUCAGAGGCUGAUCUAAGGCAGAUGGGCUCCUCCGGUGGGAUCAACAUGACCAAGAGCACAAGUAUCAGCGGCGACAUGUGUAAUCUGGAGAAGACAGACGGCAGCCAGUCCGACACAGCGGUGGGUACGGUAGGCACUGACGACAAGAAGAGGCGCUCCAGCAUUGGUGCCAAAAUGCAGGCCAUGGUUGGCAUGUCACGCAAGAGCCGGAGCACCUCUCAACUCAGCCAAACAGAAGCAGGAGGAAAGAAAUUGCGUAGCACCAUCCAGAGGAGCACAGAGACUGGGCUGGCGGUGGAGAUGAGAAACCGUAUGACGAGGCAAGCCAGUCGAGAGUCAACAGACGGCAGCAUGAACAGCUACAGCUCGGAGGGAAAUCUCAUAUUUCCUGGAGUGAGGCUUUCUUCCGAUGCACAGUUCAGUGAUUUUCUGGAUGGUCUUGGUCCGGCUCAGUUGGUUGGACGACAGACAUUGGCUACUCCUCCAAUGGGUGACAUUCAAAUCGGCAUGGUGGAUAAGAAAGGAGCGCUGGAGGUGGAGGUAAUCCGUGCCCGUGGCCUUGUGGGAAAACCAGGUUCCAAGGCACUGCCAGCCCCAUAUGUAAAGGUAUAUCUUUUGGAAAAUGGGGUCUGCAUAGCCAAAAAGAAAACAAAAGUAGCAAGAAAAACCUUGGAUCCUCUAUACCAGCAGCAACUGCCGUUUGAGGAGAGUCCAGGAGGGAAGGUUUUACAGGUUAUUGUAUGGGGCGACUACGGACGCAUGGACCAUAAAUCAUUCAUGGGAGCUGUUCAGAUACUGUUAGACGAGCUGGACCUGUCCAACAUGUGUCUGCCCAGACCUAAGCUGCUGCUGCUGAACUCCAUAGCCCCUCUCGUUUCCAUACUGGUGGUGCUGCUUAUAAUGGCGGUCAUGACUGGGAAACUAUCCAAGCUCAAACUGUUGGUGUGCGAAAGCUUUUUUGCUGAUGCGGCAGAGGAACGAGUAGCGUACCUGCAUGCUCGGAUAUUGAGGAGGAGAGGGAAGACACGGAAAGAGGAGGAAAAGCAUGUUUACAGGACCUUUUUACAGCUGCAUUUCUGGUUUCCACUGCUCUUCAAACCGAAAGUGGAUCAACUCAGCUCAUUGUAA